GGAAUGCGGAACAACACAAACACGCGAAUCAGAUAAGCCGGUAAAAUAACGACUUUUAUCGGUUGAGACUCUCGUUUCUCGCAUGGAGGAUGUGGCGGAGAACAACAAGGACCCCGGCCUCGGCGCGGAGGAACACGGCGGCCCGGGACGCUGCGCUGCGGCCAGUUCCGAGCUCGCCGGCUCGGUUCCGCGGGGUGUCGAGGCCCGGGACGGGAGGAAACUGGUCCUCCACGUGGAUCUGAACAACACCGUCCUGGUGUCAGACGCCGUGACGGGACAGGGGACCGUGGCGGCGCUGGACUACUUUCUGACCACCGUCACCUGGGGCAGAAUGGACCAGCACGGAAGUUGGGAGUGGCUGAGCGACUCCCCGUCCCUCCAUCCUCCCUCCAGCGACGCCGUCAGCUACUACUCCCAGUUCGGACGGACGGCGGGUUUCACCUCCGGGGCCGGUCGGCGCUUUAAAGCUGUUCUGGACGAGCACCUGGACCUGCUCCGCUGGCCCGAGGGCGUCAAGGGCGACAAGGAGCUGUCGGUCCAGGGUGAGGAUGGGCGGAGCUACCACUGGAUCCUGCCCUCGUUCUUCCAGCUGCUGCAGGAUCUGGUCCGGGACGGCCGGGACUUCGCCAUCGUGUUCCGAACCUUCGGGUCGGACCUUCCCCGUGUGCUGAGGGCCGUGUCCCGGGCGCUGAGCGACGGGGUUCACCCGCUGUUCCCCGACCUGCCGGAGCUCAAGCUGAGCGUGAACUCGACUCCGGGGAAGAUCCGCUGCAGCCGGCGGGGCGGCGUGGUGCUGACCCGGGGGGAGGACCGGGUCUCCAGCCGGGACGGGGAGCGCGGCCUGUACCGGUACCUGAGCGCCGUGACGGGCCUGGGGGGCUUCCAGGACCACUUUGACUGGUGGGCGUCCAACACCUUCUCCAGCCGGGGCGGGAAGCCGCUCUGGAUCGACCCGUUCGACCCGCAGGUGCAGCACGUCUUCAUCGACGACAACAUCCGGGAGAACGACGCCGACACCAUCGUCCAGCCCAAGGUGUUCCUGCAGCCGGGCGGGGCCGACACCCGCACCGCCGCCACCGCAGAGCUGUACGACGUCAGCCUGGUCCAGACCGACCUGCUCCGCGCCAUCGCCGACCGCGGAUACUUCACCCGCCGCGUCGCCGUCUGCCAGGACAACUACCAGCAGAACCUGCAGCAGGGGGCGGGCUAGAGCCCCUCCCCCGGGUCAGGGGCCCCGGGGGAGGGGCCCCUGGGGGAGACCACGCCCCCCAGGACCCACCGGACACGAGGCCCAACCCCUGGUAGGAGGGACGGGCCAGGACGACCUGCUCAGGGACGGUUGGGGCUGGAUGUGGACGACGGUCGACGGAAUCAUCUCAAAGUUGAAGAUUUUAUUUUAAACUGACGGAUUAUAAAAGAAUGACGGUUUAUAAACACAGCAGCUCAUGCUACAUGCUACAUAAAUGCUACAUAAUACAUGUUAGAUAAUACAUGCUACACACCAUAGACAUAUAUAUACGUAGACACCACAUCGAGUGUUCUUGCUGCGAUACGUCAAGGUCGCCGCCAUAUUGGAUGUGGCAAGACUAAUACAAGUACAUUUUUUCAUAAAGCGCCUUUCUACAAAGACAUUUACAUUUUACAUCU
Messenger RNA from Cololabis saira (Pacific saury), 1647 nucleotides. RefSeq lists its product as uncharacterized. Lineage: Eukaryota; Metazoa; Chordata; Actinopteri; Beloniformes; Belonidae. The transcript has 6 exons. The record is from RefSeq and is a predicted model, not a curated record. Bases 83 to 1210 code for a protein of 375 amino acids.